Messenger RNA from Acinonyx jubatus (cheetah), 4674 nucleotides. It is a transcript of the gene TMEM201, whose product is annotated as transmembrane protein 201. The record is from RefSeq and is a predicted model, not a curated record. Gene Ontology annotation, cellular component: nuclear inner membrane. NCBI's taxonomy places the organism in Eukaryota, Metazoa, Chordata, Mammalia, Carnivora, Felidae. Gene Ontology annotation, molecular function: lamin binding; actin filament binding. Gene Ontology annotation, biological process: nuclear migration along microtubule. The transcript is spliced from 11 exons. Bases 128 to 2053 code for a protein of 641 amino acids.
AAAGCGGCGAAGGUCACGGCGCGAGCAGGCGCGCGCCGCCGCCCCGCGUCCUGCUUGCGGCCCGCGGCCAUCGGCCCCCGCCACCCAGCGGCCCACGGCCCGCCGCCCGCAGCCCGCGCGGGGAGCCAUGGAGGGAGUGAGCGCGCUUCUGGCCCGUUGCCCCACGGCCGGCCUGGCCGGCGGCCUGGGGGUCACGGCGUGCGCCGCGGCCGGCGUGCUGCUCUACCGGAUCGCGCGGAGGAUGAAGCCGACGCACACCAUCGUCAACUGCUGGUUCUGCAACCAGGACACGGUGGUGCCGUACGGGAACCGCAACUGCUGGGACUGUCCGCACUGCGAGCAGUACAACGGCUUCCAGGAGAACGGCGACUACAACAAGCCGAUCCCCGCCCAGUACCUGGAGCACCUGAACCACGUGGUGAGCAGCGUGCCGGGGCCCCGCCCCCCCGCGCAGCCGCAGCAGUGGGUGAGCAGCCAGGUGCUGCUGUGCCGCAGGUGCAGCCACCACCAGACCACCAAGAUCAAGCAGCUGGCCGCCUUCGCACCGCGUGACGAGGGCAGGUAUGACGAGGAGAUCGAGGUGUAUCGGCACCACCUGGAGCAGAUGUACAAGCUGUGCCGGCCCUGCCAGGCGGCCGUCGAGUACUACAUCAAGCACCAGAACCGCCAGCUGCGUGCCCUGCUGCUCAGCCACCAGUUCAAGCGCCGGGAAGCCGACCAGACCCACACGCAGAGCUUCUCCUCCGCGGCGAAGGCCCCGGUCCAGGUCAUUGUGCUCCGCGCCCUCGCCUUCCUGGCCUGCACCUUCCUGCUGACCAUCGCGUUCUAUGGCACCAGCAACCCCUUCGCCCCAGAGGCCAUCCUGCCCCCGGCCCUGCCGCCUGGUGGCAACAGCUCGGCCACCCCUGACAACGGCACUGCCCCCGGGGUCGACGGCUGGCAGCAGCUGCUGGGUCUGCUGCCUGAGCACGCGGCAGAGAAGCUGCGGGAGGCCUGGGCCUUCGGGCAGAGCCACCAGAUGGGCGUCGUGGCCCUGGGCCUGCUCACCUGCCUGCUGGCCAUGCUGCUGGCCGGCCGCAUCAGGCUCCGCAGGAUCGACGCCUUCUCCACCUGCCUGUGGGCCCUGCUGCUGGGGCUGCACCUGGCAGAGCAGUACCUACAGGCCGCCUCGCCCGGCUGGCUGGAGACGCUCAAGUUCAGCACCACAUCCCUGUGCUGCCUGGUGGGCUUCACGGCAGCCGUGGCCACAAGGAAGGCGACAGGCACGCGGAGGUUCCGGCCCCGAAGGUGUUUCCCGAGAGACUCGGCCGGCCUUUUCCCCACGAGCCCCGGUCUGGCCGUGCCCUGCCCGAGCGCCACCGGCCCUUCGCCGUCUCUGUUCAUCCCCACGCCGCCCGGCUUCCUGCCGCUCGCCAGCCAGCAGCUGUUCCGCUCGCCUCGACGGGCCUCGCCCUCCUCGCUGCCGGGCCGCCUCAGCCGGGCCCUCUCGCUGGGGACCAUACCCUCCCUGACUCGGGCAGACUCAGGGUAUCUGUUCAGUGGGAGCCGCCCACCGUCUCAGGUGUCUCGAUCUGGAGAGGUUCCUGUUCCAGAUUACUUCUCUCUCCUGUCGGGAUGCUGUGCCUCGUCCCCACUCCCUUCCCCGGCGCCCUCCGUGGCCGGCUCCGUGGCCUCCAGCUCUGGCUCUCUGCGCCACCGCAGGCCCCUCAUCAGCCCGGCCCGGCUCAACCUGAAGGGGCAGAAGCUGCUGCUGUUCCCGUCGCCCCCCGGGGAGGGCCCCAACACCCCCAGCAGCUCAGACGAACCCUCGCCCCACAACGGCAGCCUCUUCCCCAUCGAGCCGCCGCACGUCCCACAGAGAUCGCCGGCGCAGGACACGAAGCUCACUGUGGACAUGAGGUCGAUGCCAGAAAGAGGCAGUGCCUGCAGCAGCCGCUCCAUCAAGAAGGAGGAUGAUUCCUCUCAGUCCUCCACCUGCGUGGUGGACACCACCACCCAGGGGUGCGUGGAGGAGGCCGCCGCCUGGAAAGGUAAAGCACCAGGCACGCUGUGAGCACCCAGAGGCCAGCACAACUGCCGGUGUCCCCAGGGGACACGCGUGUGGAGAAGAUGGAUGGACAGUCACGAGGGGAGUCUUUCUGCAAAGAUGGUUCCCUGUCUCUGGAGCCGACAGGAAAUGGGUGCUGUCCCCAGAGCACAGACCUGGGGCGGGAACCCCGGUCCGGAAGCCUGGGCGGGGUACUGCUCCUCUAAAGUGUCUCUUUUCUGUCUGUAAAGUGGGGGUCAUGCCCCCAGGCCCCCUCAUGGGGUACGAGUACAGCACACCCAGUCCUCGCCUGGUGGCACGGGCUCAGGAGACGAGGUGCCUUCCGGGAGGCAGGACUUGGCCCACUGACCCUAGAUUCAGGGGUCUUUCUGGGCAGGGAGGCUCCUGGGAGCAGGGCCUCGGGCCCCACAGCUGCAUUUCCGGUGGGCUGGGCCCGUGGGCUGCUGCACGGGGACCUUUUAACCGGGUCUCUUCGCUCUCUCUCUCAAAGGUCGUGUCGGGCCCUCCCUGGUCCGGGGCCUCCUGGCCGUGAGCUUGGCUGCCAACGUUCUCUUCACUUCGGCCUACCUGUACCAGGUCCUGCGCUGACCCGCGGUCCGCGGCCCCCAGCGCCCGGAGGGGCCUGGAGACGCCCAGGUGCACGCUGCUUUCACCACUGCCGGCCUCAGAGCCCCCCUGAGGGGCUCCGCCAUCCUCGCCAGGGCCUUUGACCUCGCUGGGCCGGUCCUGCCUUCGGGACCCCUGCACCUCACCUGGCCGACCGCAGGGCUGAGCGUGUCCGUGGGGUCACUCUCCUCCCUGCCCGUCUCCUUGGCCGAGAUCAGUUGCGUUUGGUGCUGACCCUGAUCCUGAAGCCAGGGAUCCCCGAGGGGCCAUGGGGCCCUGCGGUCCCCUCCCUGCCACCCGGCCCGCCCGGCGGGAGUGCCACUACUGUAGCUACAGCGGGAGCUGGCUGCCUCUGGACCCUGUGCUGUGGGGCUGUGCCCGCAUCUCGUACUGUAUCUCCCCAUCCCUCUGCGGCUGCCUCGGCUUCCCUGGCGGGGGGGGGGGGGGGGGGGGGGGGGGGAGGGGGAGGGGGCAGGGACGGUCCCUGUGUCAUUCGCUCUCGACCCUGCCCGGUGAAGAACAGACCCCUUGGGCAGGCCCCCUUGAGGACGGGCAUCAGCUGCCCGUGUCUCCCCCCGUUCUACCAGCCCCCUGGCUCUCCUGGGUGGGCAGGCGGGUACUUGGGGUCCCCGGGCCAGGGCCCUUCGGAGUUCCAGUGUAAGCACCCUGCUGCCCCCGGCCAGCCUCCCUUCUGCCCGCUUGUGCCCCUAUUUUAUUACCUCUCGUGACCUUCCCGGGCAGCGGCCCGUUACCCCGAGAACACUACCCAGGGCCCACCCUGCCCCGCUUCCAGGCCUGCGCCUCUGGGCCCCUCCCUCGCCCACCGCCCACAGGGGCCUUGCUCAAGCCCCCAGCCUGCACUGCAGGACGGGCCCCGUCAACCUGCAAGUCUCCAGUGAGACCACUCCCUGCCCUGCCCCUGCCCCUGCCCCCCCAUGAGCCCAGCCCCUCUCAGCCCCUGAGACCCUACUUUUCUCCCUUUCAUUCUGCUGCCUCCAUGGGCUCCGUGUGGCCUCUGUUUCCAGGCCACCUGAGCUCUCAUUCCUUCCCACUCCGCCGCCCCCUCAGGCCCUGCCACUGCCCCUACAGCCCGGCCCCCUCCCCUCCCCACCCGUGCCGGGGUCCUGUCCCGCCCCCGAGAGGAGGAAGGAGGGCCCUUGGUCUGGCACAGGGAACCCCCCCACUGCUGUGAGGAGGGAGUGUGUGUGUGCAUGUGGCCGUCUGAGCCCCGCAGCCCCUGCCACCCGGGGCCUCGCACACAGGUACCGGCAGCCUGUGUCUCACACAGGCAUGUGCACCCGGGGAGGAAUUGGCAGCCUUGGUGAAUCCUGAGACUUGGCGGCUGGGGGCGGGUGGUGGAAGGGUCUUUAUCAUUCAGGGAUAAAGUUUAAUUUUAUUUUUCUACACGUUUUUGCCAGGUAAGGCAUUUUGCUGGUAAGCAGGAUGCCCCCAGUUCUCCCUGCCAGGGAGGUUUCGUUUUUUUAAGCCUUGGGUGCUUUUUUAGUGAUUUUUUUUACCAUGUGGGGAAGGAGUCGCUCUGACUUUCCCUCGCUCCUCUUCCCCCCACUCCUGUCCUGAGAGCUGUUUCCCGCCCUGCCCCCCACCCCAGGACGUGGGGGGUGGGGGGGGCCAGGGGCCGCACCAGGACCCUGAGUCCAGCUGCCAGAGAUGAUUCCAACUCGAAGAUGGUGCUUCUUGGCCCCCAUUUGUAUAGUGGGCACGUGUGUCCAAGUUUUUAAAUUUUCUUUUUUGCCUAACAAAGCCAAACUCCAUUCCCUAGUACCCUUCCUCUGUGGCUCUGAGGAAGCCCCAAGAGUGCCCUCUCCUCUCCUCGGCCCCUCCCGCCGGGGACCGCCGGUCCCCACACCCCGCAGGGGCCGGGGAGAGGCCAAGUGGGGAGGGGGGCUUACUUAUGUUUUCUUUCAAACAAAAAAACACAACCUUAUUUUUCUUUACAAAAGCAAAAAAGAAAAAAGAAAAAAAAAAGGGAAACCAAAAAAGAUACCAACCUUUGAACUAUA